AUGAUCACUAUGGAAUUGCAUAAAGGAAAUGUUUCGUUGCUCAGUGUUCCUUAAAACAAGAAUAUUUUCAACACACGUAAAUAUACAGUACAUAUAUUCAUCUAUAAUCCAUUUAUUAGUUCCUCAACUUUCUACCCAAAACAAUAUUCACAGGAAUAGUCAGAUUUGGAAACAUCUAUCUCCUUGCCAUAUCAUUGAUCAUGCUCAUUGAUCCCACUCUUUCCCCCUUCUAUCUUUGGAUCACUAUCUUUCCAAUAGGACUCAGUGUACUCAUUUAUGUUUUAAUUGAAUUCGUACUUGAUAUUCGUAGGCAAAGUCAGGAUCACAAAAUCAACAUGCAAACAACUUCAAGAGGAGCCAAAGAUGGUUCCAUAGAAACUAUCAAAUGGAGUGAUAUUCAAAUUGGAGAUGUUUUAUACCUAAUUAAAGGAGAUAUAGUGCCAGCCGACAUCAUACUCUUAGAUACUGGAUAGGUAAGAGAUCGAGAAGCCAUUUGUAUGGUAGAUACUCAAUAUUACAAUGGUAAAUCAAGUCUAACCAAAAAGAAAUCAUCCUAUCUAACCUAAUUGAUCGUCUUGAGAACCAGAUUAAAGAAUUAAUUCCCAGAAUACAAAAAGAUGUUAACUGGAAAAUUAGAAUACGAAGCACCUAAUGGAGAUACCCAAAGUUUUUAUGCUAGAUUGAAAUUGAAAAAAGAUCCAAAAAACGAAGAAUUAACAAUAGACAAUUUCAUUCCCAAAGGAACUAAAAUUAAAUAGACUUCCUGGUUAUUUGGUUUAGUUGUCUAUGUUGGCAAAAAUACUAAAAAUAUGCAAAGUAGUCAUUACGAAGCAUAGAAGCAGAGUUUUGAAGAAAAACAAUGCAAUUUCUAUUCCUUCCUUAUGGCAUGCUUAUCAUUAUUUUUUACAUUAAUAUCUAUAAUAGUAUUACUAGCAAGAUCUGAUGAAAAUAGUUUUGCUUUAAUAAUAGACAGCUACACAACUAAUGGAAUGAAAGUAUUUUAACUGGCUAUACUGUAUGCUCAGUUAAUUCCAGCUACUUUGUAUAUAUUGUUUGACAUAGUAAAUUUCAUAUCAUUAUUUAAAUUUGAAAUUAACCAAAUUGAAGAUAACCUAGUCAAGUAUGUGAAGAUCAAUUCAUCAAAUAAUUUAUGUGAUUUUGGACAUGUUGACUAUAUGUUAAUAGAUAAAACAGGCACAUUAACUACUUCUUACAACAAAUUAGAUAAUUUACAAUUUGGUUAAUUAGCUUUCAGUUUGAAUUAUGAUCAAUUGCAAUUAGCAUUAAACUAAAAGUACACCAAAUAGGACGAUAUUGAGGAACCCUAAAACAUAGUAAGCUUGAAUGACAAUAAUGAAUAUUUGAUACCAUUUGAGUAUGAUAAGAAGACUCAUCAUACAACAGAAGGCUAAUCAAAUGGGAAAUUGUUACUAAGGAGCGUUAAGACUUCUAAUAAUAAUCCAAUAUUUAGUUAAAUCACAGCUCAGCCACAAAAUAAAAGGUUGACCUUUCUCAAUAUGGAUGCAUAAUACUAAUAAAGAUACUAAGAUUAUUCAUAAGGAAGAAUGUUUUUACCUCAACCGAAACUUAGAAACACUCCAGGAAAUAAUAACGAUGAAUUCAUGCAAUUAGUUAAUUAAUUGAAAAACAGUUCUCCAUAGAAUGAGUACAUGUAAUCAAAAGACAUAAAUACAUUAUAUUAUGAUGCUUUUUUAAAAUGCUUGAUGUUAUGUCAUGAAGCAAGACCAGUGUUUGGGGCAGAUUCAAUAACAUAUGAGUCCUUUUCCAAGAAUGAAGAGAUAUCAUUAACAUUUGCUCGCUCUUGCGGGUAUUAAUUAGAGAACUUUAAUAAGUUUGAUAGUCCAGAUAUGUAUUUAUGUAAAGUGGGGGGAAAUUAAAUUUGGUAUUAAAUAUUAGGAUUAAAUUUGUUUACUUAUAACAGAAAUUUAAAUUCUGUAGUAGUCUAGGUACCUAUGACUAUGGAUCUGGAAUUAGGUUAAGAACAUGAAGCUUUAAAUUAACUCUGCGGAGAAGGAUCGAAAAAUAAAUCAUUGUUAAUUUGUAAGGGAGAUUAUGAAGCAAUUAAGUUAAAGUUGUAAUUAAAUCAUAAGGAAAGAGAAGAGUUAGAUGCUUAUAUUCAACAUUAUAAAGUGAGGGGUAUAAGAAUGAUAGUAUAUGCAACUAGAGUGUUGAGUGAAAAAGAAACAGUGAACUACAAGGAAAAAUUUAAUUUGUUGCAUAGUUCUUUGACUAAUUAGGAUAAUUUAUUAGAGGAAUUGGCUGUGGAAUAUGAGAAGGAAUUAAAUUUAUUGGGGAUGAUAGGAUUCAAAGAGGAGUUAAAGAGUGAUGCAUUAGAUUUCAUAAGGACUGUGAAAGAAUGCAAUAUAAACAUUUGGUUAUUGAGUGGAGAUUAAGAAGCAUAGACAAUUAGUUGUGCUUAGGCUUUGGAGAUGACAGAGACAUCUAAAUAUUUAAGAAUCGUAGCAAAAGACAAAGAAUAGAUAUGGUUAUAAAUAAAUACUGCUAUAGGAUAGAUAUAAAGUGAAUUGCAGAAAAUACAAGAGAAGCAAUUAAUUAAACAAUAAGAGAAACACUAAUAAUAAUAAAUGGGUAGAAGCAUGAUUAAAUCAAGUGUAACAUUAUUUGAAGGGGCAUCAUAUUAGUAAAUAUUAUAAUUUGUAUUGGUUGUAAAUGGUCAAUCGUUAUCAUUAAUAAGUGAAUCUCCAGAUCUUAUGAGUCAUUUUAGAUUCUUGUCAUGUGUUUGCAAGAAUGUGAUAGGAUUCAAUAUGAAUCCAUAAUAGAAGGAAUUAGCUUGUAAUAUUAUCAAGGAUUAUUUUCCAAAUAAACCAACAAUUCUAGGAGUAGGAGAUGGCUACAACGAUGCUCUGAUGAUGUAAGCUUCACAUGUCAGCAUUGAAAUAAUCAAUAGCAAAUUAAACCAUAUAUAUCCAUAAGUGAAUGCAGGAGACAUUAGUGUGAAUACAUUAAGAGAGAUAAAAGUAUUGUUGCUAUAGAAGUGUAAGCUGCAUUCGGAACGUGUAUCUUCUAUGAUAAUAUACUUAUUUUAUUGUGCAGGCUUUUUAGGUAUGACACUCUUCUUUUUCAAUUGGUUUUGUUAGUUUACUGCUACUUCAUUGCAUGAUUCAAUGACAGUGUUUUUAUUCAUAUUCUUAUACACAACUCCUAAUGCUUUGGUAAUUGGAUUAGCUGAUUUACAAACUAACCCUUUGGUAAAUAAAAAGAUUCCUACCUUAUAUGUGGAUGGAUAAAUCAGAACCAGGAGGUUUGGAUUUUAUUAUUUGAUUGAGGCAUUUCUAGAAUCAUUUUUAUCAGCUGCCUUCACUUUUUAUUCAUGUACUUAUAUGGUCAACUACGCUUGGACCAAUGAUGGUCAUCAGAGUGAUUUACAAAUGGUAGCAACCAGUAUCAUUUAUGUUAUAAUUACAGUAUCCACUCUUAAGGUCUUAUUUAGAUUGAUCAAACAUAAAGUAAAUAUUGUCAUUAUAGUUUCCUUAUUCACAUUUGGAUUAUUGGUUGGGUUUGUAUUUCUUAAUUAUAGAGGAAAAUUCAGUGAUUUCGAUUACUAAGAAUUGACUUAUCAGUUGUUCACUCGAUUUAACAGUAUAGUUGCAAUGAUCUUUUGUUUAUUUGGAUGUUUCUUUAUAAACUACUUCCUUCAUGAUUUGAUUAAACUCAAUUUGUUUCCAUCUGCCUAUUAACAAUUUGCAUUUUACAAUAAGGAUGGUACAUAAUGGGAUAACUUAAAUCACCAACAAAUAUUAAAUUAAUGUUUAGAUCAACAUGUGUAACUAUUCAAUAUAAAUUUAGUAAUGUCUCGACCAUCAUACAAAACGUAUUUACUGACUGUUCCACCACUUCUCCUUACAUUUCGGAAAUGCUCAAUCCAGGAGAUACCAAAGUGACUGAAAUGAAACUGAAGCCUUUGACUUUGGAAAUGAAGGAGUUAGUCCUUGAAUAAAAGUUCCUUGCCCAUAAAUUGUCACAAUCACUCAAUCAUUUAAGGUUCUUUUUAUGCGUUUUAUUACUCUAUUUCAUAGCAUAUUGCUUAACUGAUUUCUUUAUUAAUGAUCUUAGAGUAUUCACUGGAGUCUAUUAUUUGAUUAUCUUUGGAAUUGUAUUCCUAAUUUUAUUGUUCACAUUCACUUCGAUUAUGGAAUAGCAGUACUAUACUUAUUCACAUUUGACUGUUUUGAUCAUAUUUGCAAUUAAAGUCGCAAUCGAUUGGUUAUCAGAUGAUUUAACAAUUACUUUAUCUGCAACAUUGGCUAUACUCUUUAGUACAUUUAAUAGCAUGAAUAUGACAGUAAUUCCUAUUAUGUUAUAUAACAUCUGUUAUUUAAUACAGUUGAUAGUAAGAAUAUUAAUUAUUGUUGUAUCUACUGAUCUAAGCACUUCAAAUGGAACAUACACAUAAAGUAGGAUUUCUGUUUAUGCUGCUUGCACUUAAAUAUUGUUGGUGGUCAGUAUUACAAUAAGAUUUUUAUUCACUUAUUAUAAAUCAAUAAAGCAUAGAAGAAAUGACUAUUUAGCGAAGUAUUCAAUUGAAUAGGACAAUAUGACUGCUUAAGACAUUUUGAGUAUCCUUGUUCCCAGAUUUGUUAGACAAUAAAUAUAAACUGGUAUCUAUUCGAUGCAAGAAGCUCAAGAUGAUGUCUCAAUCUUAUUUGCUUAUAUUUGUGAUUUUGAUACUAUUAUGAAAGAGGAAGGCAAGAAUGUUGUAUUAAUGUUGGACUCUCUAUUUCGAUUAUAUGAUAAUUUAUGCAUUUAACAUGGAGUUCAAAAGAUAGAAACAGUAGGAUACACCUAUAUGGCAGCAACAGGAAUCAAGGCUUGUGAGUAGAAUAUGACUGCUCAUGUGAUUAGAAUAGAGAAAACUAUGAGAUUGGUCAAUAUGGCAUUUGAUAUGAUGUAAUAAGUAUAAGGAAGAAAGUAUGGCAAGGGCAAUCAGAUAGAAAUGAAGAUAGGAAUCCAUGUUGGUAGAGUUAUUGCAGGUGUAAUUGGGCAUCAUAAACCUUAAUUUUCAUUAAUAGGUGAUCCAGUGAAUCAGACAAGCAGAGUAGGUUCUACAGGGGAUACGGGAGCAAUUACUUUAAGUGAAUAAGCUUUUAAAUAAGCCAGACAUGGAAUUAAAUAUUACUCGAAGAAACAGAAAGAAGCUAAGGGAUUAGGAAUAAUAGAUACUUAUCAAGUUUUUAAGACUAAACCACCUGGUUAUUAAGUACCAAAGGCAUUUCUACUUUGGCAGAAUUGUACAAAGAUUGUCGUGAAGGAUCUAAGAUCAUAGAAGAGUCUAAGGUAAAUAGUACCAAAAAAGGGUCAAUUCUUAUCCCAAUUGCAAAACUCAAUUUAUGUGGAUAAUAUGAAAUAGUCAAAUAGACUAGAAAUAUCUCCAAAAGGUCCUUAAACAGUUUAACUUUUACUGCCACAAAAUGCUUCUUAAGAAGUGGAUAAUAAAUCUAAAUAAAAUUAACCCAUUCAACCAUUGGAAACUGCAUUAACUGAUGAGUCUGUUUUUAUAUCAAAUGAUUAGGAUGAGAAUGAUCAAUUAGAUUUAAUAAAACCAAAUUUAAUUUUGUAAAUACCUUAAAAUGAGAUCAAGGGCAACUUCAAUUAAAUAUUGAAAGAGUAGAAUUUAGAAGAAUCCAAAGUGGGCAUUACAUUUUUAUGGUUCACUUAUUUCGUAAUCACCUUGUUAUCUAUAAUAGUUCGUAAGCUAUUCAAAUAUGAUCUUCUCAUCUUUGUAUUAAGAGUACUAUAAUUAAAUUAUAAUUUAGGCAAUAUUUUUAAUCCUGGUAAUAGUGUUAUUCCCAAUUUUAUCCAAGGCCUAUAGGAACGUAAUAGUUAAUCUGAUGUAUUACCUUCUAUUGAUAUAUGCUAUCUUUACAGUCUUGUUCUAGGCCUACUUGACUGAUAAUUCGGAAGUAGCUAUAAUAUGUCUAUUGGAAAUACUGUAUAUAAUGAUUGUCACCUGCUAAUUUAAGAUGUUCACCUUCUUUUAAGUGAUAGUCUACAUGUUCAUAAUGCUAGGCUUUUUCUUGGGCUUUUACAUAGCAUCAGAUUUAGUGACUCAUUUUGCCAUCUUUUACAUUUGUUGUUGUAUGUUAAUUCUACUAUUGGGUUAUUAUUUGGCUAUGAAGGAAUAGAUUCAAAUGUUCAACAAUCUGCAAAUCAAUGAGGAUAAGAAAGUAAAACAAAUCAAUUUGGUGAGUCAAUUAUUGCCAAUGCAUUCAUAUUUGAAGAUGAAGAAUAGUUCAAUAUAUGACAAGAGCGAUUUCAUAGAUGAAUUUGAAGAUGUUACUCUCUUAUUCGCAGAUAUCAAAGGGUUCACAGAAUAUUCUCACACUCAAACUCCAGAAGGAGUUGUAACUAUGCUUCGGGGUCUAUUUACAGAAUUCGAUAAAUUAUGCUAAAAGUAUAAUGUUUAUAAGAUGUAUACCAUUGGUGAUUGCUAUGUUGUUAUGGGAUUCACUAACAGUGCCAAAAGAAAUGUAAAUAUCUAUAACUUAUAUUUCAUAGCCUAUUCAAGAAGCCAUCAAUACAGUCAAGAUGGGAUUCUAGAUGGUUGAUAUCAUCAUGUAAGUGAGAUAGAAGAUUAAAUUUGAUAAACUCAAUAUGAGAAUAGGCAUUCACACAGGUCAAGUUACAGGAGGGAUUAUUGGAACUGAUAUCGUGAGAUAUGACAUUUAUGGCAAAGAUGUCUCGAUUGCUAACAAGAUGGAAAGUAGUGGAGAAGAAGGCAGAGUGCAGGUUUCAUAAACUACUAAAUAAAUGAUUGAGAGAGCAGAGAAACAUCCUUUUAAAUUUAAAUUCCAUCAUGUAAAGAUUUCACAUUUAUUUUAGGAUGUUGAAUUAAGCAAAUUUAAUAUGACCACUAAAGGUUAUUUGGUAGAAUGGGAUAAGGUAAAGGAAGAGGCAAGUUUUGAAUAAUCGUGAC
This is a messenger RNA of Paramecium octaurelia, 6955 nucleotides long. Lineage: Eukaryota; Ciliophora; Oligohymenophorea; Peniculida; Parameciidae. The record is from the annotation of a GenBank genome assembly.